UCAUUUAAAUAAGAAAGAAGAAGAAGAAAGUGGAAGUCCACUUGCUCACAGUCUGGUGUUGAUCGUUUGAAAUAAAAUAAGAAAACAAUCAUUAUUCUGUUGACAAAGUCGCUAGUUUGAAACGAGUAAAUUGAAAUAAACUUUACUGUGGUGACAAAGUCAACGUAUUCUGUCGGGUUCAGUCUCACAGAGUGUCAUGAGAGAUCAUUGCAUCAGCAAAGCGUUGUAACAGAAUAUAUUUGCCCGUGAAUCACAUCUUGAGACGCUCUGAGCAGUUUUAACAUGGAAGAAGGAGAACUGGUGGACUAUUUCCGAGCGCAGAUCAGAGAAGACCCGGAUGUGGCUUCAGCAGUGGCUGCCAUACGAUCGCUGCUUGAAUUCCUCAAGAGGGAUCAAAGUGAGACGAUCCUCGGUCUGCGAGAGAACAUGACAAAAGCCAUACACAGACUAGAAGAGACGGAUUCGUCGGUGGCGGUGUCGUCUGGAGGAGAGCUCUUCCUGCGCUUCAUCAGUCUCACAUCACUGGAGCAUCCGGAUCUCUCACAGUGUAGGAAUGUGAUGAUCGAGCGAGGUGAACUCUUCUUGAAGAAAAUAUCCCUGUCCAGGGGCAAAGUGGGUAAACUGUGCCACACCUUCAUCAAAGAUGGAGCUAAAAUCCUGACGCACUCGUCGUCUCGAGUGGUUUUAAAGGUUCUGGAAAACGCUGCAGCUGAUAACAAACGUUUCACAGUAUAUGUCACUGAAUCACAGCCGGAUUCAGCAGGUGAACUCAUGGCUCAAAAAUUACGCAAACUCAAUAUACCAGUCACGGUGGUGCUUGACGCUGCAGUUGGGUACAUCAUGGAGAAGGUUGACCUGGUAAUUGUGGGUGCUGAAGGCGUUGUGGAAAGCGGAGGUGUUAUAAACAAGAUUGGUACCUAUCAGAUGGCUGUGUGCUCCAAAGCACACAACAAACCAUUUUAUGUGGUGGCAGAAAGUUUCAAGUUUGUGCGACUCUACCCUCUGAACCAGCAAGAUGUACCCGACAGAUUCAAGUAUAAAGCAGAUAUCCUGAAGACAGUGAAGGAUCUGAAUCAAGAGCACCCCAUGAUCGACUACACCCCUCCAUCCCUCAUCACAUUACUCUUCACUGACCUCGGUGUGCUGACGCCCUCUGCUGUCAGCGACGAGCUCAUCAAACUAUACUUAUGAUGAUGAGACUGCUCUUUAUAAAGCAUUUGUAUCAUUGCCCAAGUGUAUGACCACAGAUGCACCUGAGGAAUCCUGUGUUUGGAGAGUAUGCCACAAGCUUGAAGUUAAGAAUAAAUUAUCUGUUU
This is a messenger RNA of Labeo rohita (rohu), 1316 nucleotides long. It is a transcript of the gene eif2b1, whose product is annotated as eukaryotic translation initiation factor 2B, subunit 1 alpha. The record is from RefSeq and is a predicted model, not a curated record. The transcript has 9 exons. NCBI's taxonomy places the organism in Eukaryota, Metazoa, Chordata, Actinopteri, Cypriniformes, Cyprinidae. Gene Ontology annotation, cellular component: eukaryotic translation initiation factor 2B complex. Gene Ontology annotation, molecular function: guanyl-nucleotide exchange factor activity; translation initiation factor activity. The coding region runs from base 283 to 1191 and encodes 302 amino acids. Gene Ontology annotation, biological process: translational initiation.